GCCAAGACCCUGUUGUUGGGGACGCUGAAGAAGCUCAAGCUAGUGCCUGAUGCUGUCAAAGAUGUGUCCCAGGCUUCGCCCUUGGAGUUGCCGCAGGCUGACACAAGCGCGGACAGAACCAAGGCACGCAAAGUAAUGCCGGGCACUUCUUACAAGGAGAUGUGGCGUAAGUCUAACGCCCGUCUUAGCCUGACGAAAAACUCCGUCUAUGAAGCUGGUGGCUCGGCGCUAUGGGCUUCAUUUUGUCCUUCCGACAAAGUGAGUCCGAGCGUGACUGACGCCGAUCCGUCUGACAUUUUGGCUGGGGAUGUUGGCACGUGGCACCAGCUACAGACAGCUUGCAGCCUUUUCAAGCCGAGUGUGGAGCAGCCUUCCCGCAUUAUGUGGCCAGUCACCCUGCAAGUCGCCUGUCGAUCCAUUGAUGAGGUUUGCCCGCCAGACACUGAGUAUCCAAAAACUUUGAAGCUGCUAUGCAACCAUGUGGUGCUGGGAGCUUGGUGGAUCAAAAUGUAUGAGGCGCUGCAAGCAAGCGAUGACAACCUGGUGGCCAUGCUUUGGGAAUGUGCUUUGACGUGUACCAUCCGUGUGACGUUGUGGGUGUCUGACGUGCACGUGGUGAAGAUAGCCAUGUCAGCAGCUGAGGAGAGCAGGACUUUGGAGGAGCUCAACGAGGACCUGGUGACCUUCGCCUUUCGACUGGGCACGGUCACAAAACAGUACAGCAAGCUGACCAUCCCGCAGAUUUUGGACAAGUUGAAGGCCGACCGCGUGACCUGGAUGGGCAAACCGGUCACGAAGAAUCACAUGGCCGCUUGUGAGCUGUUUGUGAAGUGCCUGUCGGCCAGAUCCAGGAAACUCCUCUCCGCCCUGUCCAGCAAGCAUGGGCGCAAGUUUCUCCUUGAUGGGCCCACGAAGCUGUACCGUAUCAUCGUGGCUGUGAACAAGUUUGUGGCCUCUUCGAAAGUUCGCCUUAUCGCGUCUGACGUCCUGGAAAUGGUUCUCGCCUGUCUUGCAACUGCGCUGGAAUCGACCUCUUUGACAGCGGAGGCCUGCACCUCCCCGUUCCUGACAGGAAAGGAAGGCAGCAAGGUGACAGAGGGAACGUGGUGCGGCGCAGCGCUCACUGGCGUCGCAGUCGGCCAACAAGCUCGCAAUGUCAUCGCGCUCAUGCAGAACGACGCGGUGACAGAGGAUUUCAAACAGACUGUAGAAGUAAUGGUUAAUCCUGUUCUUUGGCGGCAAGAGUUGAUCAAAAAAAUCCAGCAUUUUGCUCCUCCGUCUUCCAACUUGGGCAAGCAGGAAGAUGGUGGUGACGCCCCGUAUGAGGCUGCCGCAAAGGCGCUUGUCGAGAGCCUGAAGCAGAAGUUACUGGGAAGCAGCCAGUGCUUCAAAAAACAAGAGCCGCUGAUUGACUGGUGCUUCUCCCUCGCGGACAACCAGCUCCACGCGGACCUGAAGACAUUGAGCACUGAGGAGGUGGACUUGGGAGAAGUUCUCGAUGAACACAGCAACACGGUGCUCAAAGAACUACGCGAAGCUUUGGCGUGCCUGACGUCUGACGGGACGGAGGUCAGCGCAAGCAUUCUUGGGGCUCCUUUGAUGUCUUGGCGCCAGCUGGCAAAGUGCAACUCAGAUGCGCUGAAUCCGUCUGACGAGCUUGCAAACGCAGCAAAGAUGGAAGAGAGAGAGGCCAUCUGGGAGAAGGCCGUCGCCGUGCGCAAGACGCUGCUGUCUUUCGAUUACUACAAGGCCUGGAAGAAGGACAGUAUACAGAAGCUUUUCGACGCUUCUGGCGCAGCGUCCUUCACGGGCGUGGCAAACGAGAAGCAUCUCCUGGUGGUUGUCAGCGCAGAUUGUUGCAUGGACGAAGCCCGCGGGUGGUUGGGCCACUGCAAUGGCAAACCCAGCCACAUGGAUUUCUUCAAGGAGCGCGUCAAGUUCGCGCUGGAGAUUGCGAAGAACCGGGCGAACACUCUUGGUUUCUUGUUUGACGGUCGAUCCCGCGACUGUCGCCGAGCGAUUGACGCCAUCACGAGCAAGCACGAUUACCUGGCCGAGCUUGACAUAACAUUCGUUGGCAAAUUCAACAAG
Symbiodinium pilosum is the source of this 2091-nucleotide messenger RNA. NCBI's taxonomy places the organism in Eukaryota, Dinophyceae, Suessiales, Symbiodiniaceae. The record is from the annotation of a GenBank genome assembly.